AUGAGAUGGUGCGAAACUCCUAAUGAACUCAGAGAGUUCAUCGAAAACAAUAAAAAAAUCUCUACUACCGAUUCUUCUUCUUGUGCUUCUUCCCCCACCCUCUCUGUUGCAGGUUCACCAGCUGGUUCAACAAUUAGUACCACCAGUCCUACUAACACUAUAUAUGUGUAUAACGUUGCUGCUAGGUCAUCUCCGUCUACAUAUAGUAAUAAACACGUGCACGCUUCUUCUUCAUCACCUUCUUCUGUAUCAUCAGCCUUUUCAGCAUUUACCACUACUCCUACCACUAACAAUUACACCGCUAGCACCUCCGCUACUUCUGCUUCUGCUUCUUUUGACUCCUCCUCUAAAUCAAAUCGUAAAACUUCCUCGUUUAGACGAUCUAAUGUAAAAGGUAAUGAUCAUCCUCAUACUGCUUACUAUUAUGGCUACAAACAUAAUGGUUUUUCACCCAUUAAUCAUGAUUAUCAUAAUUAUAUUCUUAAUAAAGGAAAAGGACGUGGGAUUUAUGGUGAUAAUAAUACUAGUCCUGAAAUGUCUUCACUAGAUACUACACCAACAUUGGGUCAAUCUUCAGACACAUCUUCAUCCGAUAGCACUCCGCCUGCUAGCCCAAAACAUAAUAACAGGUCAUCGUCAUCAUUCAUUAUCGCAAAGAAACAAUCGAGAAAAAAAUUUAAUAAUGUUAGACGUUCAAGUGAUACCAAUACCAUUACAACCAAUCGUCAGUAUGGUGUCACUAAAAACCAUGGUGAUGGCUCAUCACCGAUCAUAUCUGAACGUAAAAGAAAAAGUAACAGCCUUGCGAGAGUGAUGGCUGAUCGCGGUUUAUCGGAAGAGUCAAUCAUUCCUGCCAUUUCAUCUACUUCUACUAACUCGGGCGAAGUUAAAUCGAUUAGAAUUCCUCCUUCACCACCAUUGGAAUAUGAGAAAUUAAUUGAAAAUCUUAAUAACAUGAAUUUGGAAAAUAGAAUUUUGAAUACCGCUGAACCUAACAUCAUUUGGAAAGGUCAACCAUUGUCAAUCACUCACUUACCUCAUCAUGAUGCAUUACACCCCAAAGAAGCUUUUGUAGCAUCGGCACUCAGGUUGACUCCUGUGCAGUACUUGACCGCAAAACACACUCUAGUUUCUGCAGCUCAACGUUACACCCAAAGAAACUUCCCUUUCAAGAAAAGUGAUGCACAAAAACUUCUUAGAAUAGAUGUAAACAAAGCAAGUAAAUUGUGGGAGUUUUUUAGGCAAGUUGAAUGGAUCUAA
This is a messenger RNA of Entrophospora candida, 1260 nucleotides long. NCBI's taxonomy places the organism in Eukaryota, Fungi, Glomeromycota, Glomeromycetes, Entrophosporales, Entrophosporaceae. The record is from the annotation of a GenBank genome assembly.